AUGGCUGACAUGGAAGAGGAGCUCAAGUGCCCGGUCUGUGGCUCUUUCUACCGAGACCCCAUCAUCCUGCCGUGCUCGCACAAUGUUUGCCUGCCCUGUGCCCGCACCAUCUUGGUGCAGACUCCCGAGGCGGAGCCGCCAUCUCCCCAGGCCCGGGCCCGGGGCUCGGCCUCGGACUAUGAUUACCUGGAGCUGGACAAGAUGAGCGUGUACAGCGAGGCGGACAGCGGCUAUGGUUCGUAUACGGGCAUCGCGCCGGCCACCCCCAGCCAGAAGUCUCCGAACGGCGUGCGGGUGUUCCCGCCUGCGCCGCUGCGCCACUCGAGCCUGACCUGCCCGCAGUGCCACCGCAGCGCUCUGCUGGAGGAGCGGGGACUCCGCGGCUUCGCCAGGAACCGCCUGCUGGAGGCCAUCGUCGGCCGCUACCAGCAAGGCCGCGCCGAGCACGCUCGCUGCCAGCUGUGCGAGCUAGGCUCGCAGGAGGCGGCCGUCCACUGCGAGCAGUGCGACGUGUUCUACUGCGAGCCGUGCCAGCGGCGCUGCCACCCAGCCCGAGGAGCCCUGGCCAAACAUCAGCUCAUCCCAGCCGGCCAGGCCCGUGCUCCCGCCCCCACCAAGAAACAACCGCUGCCCCGCAAGCUCUCCACCUGUACCGAGCACGAACUGGAGAACCACAGCAUGUACUGCGCCAGUUGCAAGAUCCCCGUGUGCUACCAGUGCCUGGACGAUGGGAAACACGGCAAGCAUGAAGUCAAGGCACUGGGAGCCAUGUGGAAACAACAUAAGGCUCAACUGUCUCAGGCAUUAAAUGGUGUGUCUGACAAAGCAAAGGAGGCCAAAGAGUUUUUGGUACAUUUGAAAAAUAUGGUCCAAUUAAUUCAGGAGAAUGGAGUGGAAGUUGAGGCGUGCCUUGUGGCACAGUGUGAUGCACUUGUUGAUGCAUUAAAUCGCCAGAAAGCCAAGUUACUUACUAGAGUUACCAAGGAGCGAGAAUUUAAACUAAAGGUUGUUCGUGAGCAGAUAAGCCACUGCACAUUGAAACUUCGCCAGACAACAGGUCUCAUGGAGUAUUGCCUAGAAGUAUUAAAAGAUAAUGAUCCCAGCGGAUUUCUACAGAUUUCAGAUGCUUUAAUCAAGCGUGUUCAAGUGUCUCAGGAGCAAUGGGUUAAAGGAGCUUUAGAAGCCAAAAUAAAUCCUGAAUUUGACCUGACUCUCGACAAUGGCCCAUUACUGCAGUCAAUUCACCAACUUGAUUUUAUUCAAAUGAAAAUGCCACCUGCACCAAUACUACAACUGGAGAAAUGUUGUACUAAUAACAACAUUGCUACACUUGCAUGGAAGGCACCUCCACUCAACCAGACUCAGAUCGAAGGCUACAUACUAGAACUUGAUGAUGGAAAUGGUGGGCACUUUCAGGAGGUGUAUGUUGGCAAAGAAACAGUGUGCACAGUAGAUGGACUUCAGUUCAACAGUGUCUACAAUGCAAGAGUAAAAGCCUUUAACUCAGCAGGUGUUGGACCUUACAGUAAAACGGUUGUGUUGCAGACAUCUGAGGUGGCUUGGUUUACCUUUGAUCCCAAUUCUGCCCAUCCAGAUAUCCUUCUGUCUAAUGAUAACCUGACUGUUACGUGUAAUAGCUACGAUGAUCGCGUUGUGCUAGGAUCUGUUGCAUUCUCCAAAGGAAUCCAUUACUGGGAACUGUCUAUUGAUCGCUAUGAUAACCACCCCGACCCUGCUUUUGGAGUGGCAAGAAUUAAUUUAGUAAAGGAUAUGAUGCUAGGCAAGGAUGAUAAGGCCUGGGCCAUGUAUGUUGACAACAACCGCAGUUGGUUUAUGCAUGGCAAUUCCCACACAAAUAGGACAGAAGGUGGGAUUUGUAAAGGUACAACAAUUGGAGUUCUCCUGGACCUAAGCAAGCAUAUCCUUUUAUUUUACAUCAACAAUGUUCAGCAAGGCCCUGUAGCCUUUGAAAAUUUGGAAGGCAUUUUUGUGCCUGCUAUCAGCAUUAAUAGGAAUGUCCAGGUAACGCUUCACACAGGACUGGAAGUUCCAAAUCAUAUCAAACAAGGAAAAUCUUCAUCAUCCUGCAGCCCCAACAGCAAGUCUAAAUAUUGA
Molecule: messenger RNA, 2115 nt
Organism: Hemiscyllium ocellatum (epaulette shark)
Lineage: Eukaryota; Metazoa; Chordata; Chondrichthyes; Orectolobiformes; Hemiscylliidae
Product: E3 ubiquitin-protein ligase TRIM9
Exons: 10
Coding region: 1-2115 (704 amino acids)
Molecular function (GO): protein binding; zinc ion binding
Source: RefSeq, a predicted model, not a curated record